AUGCGCUGCAAUAUUAGACGAAUAUUCACCUUUGCCUUUGGUGCAUUUGGCGCUACUCUUGUGCUUCUUUCACUUCCUCGUGACAACUUUGGACGGGAGUGGGAUGAAUCACCGAAGUCGAGUGAGUUGCAGUCGCAGAGUGCUUUUGUUGGCAAAGAUGCGGCUUUCCGAAAUGCUCGUGCUGGACCCCAGAUGUCGUUCCAAAAGCAACCAAAUCCACCCAACUUUCCGGCGUACGUCAAUCGGAUUUUGCUAAACAAACUGCACAAUUUCCUCAAUGGAAGGGAUCUCGUGGCGAUGGCCGCAUCCGAGUGUCACGAGAACACCACAUUAGCCGAAUAUUGGAUGAAAACGAAGCAAAAAUCCGUGCCAACUCGAGAUUCUUGGGAGAAAUUUUACGCUCAGAUUGGAACCUGCAGUGUCUACAACAACGAUCAGACUGUGGACGAUCUCCUCGCUGAUUUAAACACAGCUACCAUCAAAGCUGUUCAUAUAAUGGAUGGUGGAACUCAGGCGAAGCUCGUGUUCACAUUCGAAAAUGACAAGCAGGCAGUAUUCAAGCCAAUGAGGUUUGGUCGCGAUUAUGAGUCGGAUCCAAAUCACUUCUACUUCAGCGACUUUGAGCGGCAUAACGCUGAAAUAGCCACUUUCCAUCUGGACAGGGUUCUUGGCUUUCGACGCGCCGUGCCUACCGUGGGAAGGAUUGUGAACAUGACGUCUGAAUUGUACGAAAAGGCAGAGAAAAAGCUAAAGAAAACGUUCUUCAUUUCACCUGGUGAGUUGAUAACUGAAAAGCAACUUCUGCCGUAUGGUGUAAUCUUAUGUGAUUUAUUACAUAAUACCAGAACGUCAAAAAAUCAUUGCUUCGUAUCGCGAUGCGACUACUACUGCGAUACGACGCACGCUAUCUGUGGGUUACCUGAUCUCAAAGAGGGUUCGGUGCAGGUUUUCCUUCCCGAUGAAUCCGUUGUUCCAAGAAGGCAUAAUCGAAGUCCAUAUAGGAGAACUUACUCGAAGAAGAACCAAGUGGCUGAAUGGCAAUCAAAUAUGAACUACUGCACAGACAAAGUGAAAGUGAAGAAACAAUAUGCUCAUGGUCGGAAGCUCUUAGAUCUCAUUGAUCUACACAUACUAGAUUAUCUAAUAGGUAAAGAGAAUUAGAU
Messenger RNA from Strongylus vulgaris, 1163 nucleotides. The record is from the annotation of a GenBank genome assembly. NCBI's taxonomy places the organism in Eukaryota, Metazoa, Nematoda, Chromadorea, Rhabditida, Strongylidae.